Messenger RNA from Scatophagus argus, 1815 nucleotides. It is a transcript of the gene gata4, whose product is annotated as GATA binding protein 4. The transcript is spliced from 6 exons. Lineage: Eukaryota; Metazoa; Chordata; Actinopteri; Scatophagidae. Gene Ontology annotation, cellular component: nucleus. Gene Ontology annotation, biological process: positive regulation of transcription by RNA polymerase II; negative regulation of transcription by RNA polymerase II; cell fate commitment. Gene Ontology annotation, molecular function: RNA polymerase II cis-regulatory region sequence-specific DNA binding; DNA-binding transcription factor activity, RNA polymerase II-specific; zinc ion binding. The record is from RefSeq and is a predicted model, not a curated record. Bases 84 to 1259 code for a protein of 391 amino acids.
UAAAAUACAAUCCUGUGCGUAACUGCAGCCACACUCUCACUAUCUUUUCUAUCAACACGGAUGUCCAGUUUCAAGGAGAGGAUAUGUAUCAGGGCAUAAUGACAACCAACCACGGACCCCCUUCCUAUGAGGCUGGAUUUCUCCACAACGCUUCGGCUGGCACCUCUCCGGUUUACGUGCCCACCACGCGGGUCGUCACCCCCAUGAUCCCGGCGCUGCCUUACCUCCAGACGCCCGGCGCGUCGCAGCAGAGCAGCCCCGUGGUGAGCCACUCUGCGUGGGCUCAGCCGGGUGCCGACUCUGUGUCCUCGUACAGUCACGCACCGGUGUCUCCGCGCUUCGCGUUUUCCACCAGCCCGCCUCUGUCCUCCGGCGUGGCCACUGCGCGGGACGCGACAGCUUCUUACACCAGUCCGCUCAACAUCUCCGCCAACGGGAGGGAACACUACGGCGCCCGGAGCCUCAGCGGGUCGUAUCACAGCCCCUACCCGGCAUACGUGAGUCCGAACGUGGGUGGGACGUGGCCGGCGUCCCCCUUUGAUAGCCCGGUCCUCCACGGUCUCCAAUCCGGCGCUCCUCCUGGCGCAACACGGCACCCAAACAUAGACCUGUUUGAUGACUUUGCUGAGGGACGAGAGUGUGUGAACUGUGGGGCGAUGUCGACCCCCCUCUGGAGGCGGGAUGGUACCGGCCACUACCUGUGCAACGCCUGCGGACUGUACCACAAGAUGAAUGGCAUCAACAGACCGCUUAUCAAGCCUCAGAGACGGCUGUCUGCCUCAAGGAGGGUGGGCCUGUCCUGCACCAACUGCCACACCACCACCACCACCCUGUGGCGACGAAACGCAGAAGGAGAGCCGGUCUGCAACGCCUGUGGCCUCUACAUGAAACUCCAUGGGGUACCACGACCCCUGGCUAUGAAGAAAGAGGGGAUCCAGACCCGCAAACGCAAACCCAAGAACCUCAGCAAGUCCCAAACUGAUUUGUGCUCCACAGGGACCCCAGGCAGCGAGGGGACUCCCACUCCGAGCAGCACUCCCCGUGCCGCCUCCGCCGCCACGGAGGAGCCUCGCCAGAUAAAGACGGAGCCCGACACUCACAGCUUGUACACACACCACAGCACACACGCACAGAUUUCAGCCCUGCCAGCCUACAUGACAGCUGAAGGUGGGGCCAUUCCUCUCAAGGUGUCCCCUGGGGGCCACAGCGGGUCCUCUGGCUCCAAAGCUGAACCCUGGAACAACCUAAUACUGGCAUAGAAGACCUACAACCCGAUAUCUCAAACCAACCUGUCUAUACUGAUUAAACUGUGCUGAGAGACAGCGGUCUCCAGACAGCAGAGUGCCGCUCUGGAUGCAGAUGUUCCCGCAGCCCUCACACCGUGCAGUGCCUUCAGUUCAACGCUCCGGGACAGAUAUGCAAAGCACCACAAAAGAAAUGGAGAUCUUAAACAGAACUGCACAGAAUCCUUGAGAGGACAGAAUGGAGUUUGUGUUAGACGAUCAUUAAAGAGCAGCGCUGUGAUUAAAUACUCAACAACUCUUGAAAAAAAGGUGAAAAACCUUUUUGUGUCAUUCUCACCUUUUCUACCAGUGCAGGGGCAUUAACUGUUUGCCGAAUACUGUAAGAUAAACCAGUGACACACUACAGCAAUGAUCAGAGUUAUAUUUAUUUCAAGAUGUUUGUCUUGAUUUUCAUAACGUUAUGGACAAUUUAUCAUAAAAGGAUGGAAACACAAACAGCACACUGUAAUGUCAAAAGUAGCACCAUGUCGCAGGUGUAGUUAAAGGGUCACUACGAGUUAAUAAUAAUAAU